Molecule: messenger RNA, 1371 nt
Organism: Ceraceosorus guamensis
Lineage: Eukaryota; Fungi; Basidiomycota; Exobasidiomycetes; Ceraceosorales; Ceraceosoraceae
Product: phosphoribosyl pyrophosphokinase
Exons: 4
Coding region: 1-1371 (456 amino acids)
Biological process (GO): purine nucleotide biosynthetic process; 5-phosphoribose 1-diphosphate biosynthetic process; ribonucleoside monophosphate biosynthetic process
Cellular component (GO): cytoplasm; ribose phosphate diphosphokinase complex
Molecular function (GO): magnesium ion binding; ribose phosphate diphosphokinase activity
Source: RefSeq, a predicted model, not a curated record
AUGGUCGCCUCUUUGGCUGGAAACAUCAAGGUGUUCUCGGGAACUUCGCACCCGGAAUUAGCACAGCUGGUAGCGAAACGGCUGGGACAACCGCUAGGCCGGGCUACAGUGACGCGCAACGAUGCUGGAGAGUCGAUUGUGCGAAUAGCAGAAUCGGUACGAGAGCACGAUGUGUACAUCAUCAACACUUCUUGCGUCUCACCGACACCCUCAGGAUCAGCAGCAUCUCCCAACACUUCGUUGAUGGAGCUUUUGAUCAUGAUUCACGCUUGCAAGACUGCAAGCGCAAAGAGAAUCACUGCCGUCAUUCCCCACUUUUUCUACGCCAGGCAGGACAAGAAGGACAAGAGUCGAGCUCCCAUCACUGCAAAGCUGAUUGCAAACAUGAUCGAAAAUGCGGGAUGCGAUCAUGUAAUCACCAUGGACCUUCACGCAUCCCAGAUCCAGGGUUUCUUCAACGUGCCUGUCGACAAUCUGUAUGCGGAGCCCGCGGCGCUUCAGUACAUCCGGGAGAUGGUGGACUGCUCAAAAGCUGUCAUCGUAUCUCCAGAUGCGGGGGGUGCCAAGAGAGCCACCUCGCUCGCAGACCGGCUUGAGGUGGAUUUUGCUCUCUUCCACAAGGAGAGGAAAAAGGCCAACGAAGUGUCACGGAUGGUUUUGGUCGGCAAUGUGAAGGGCAAGGUAGCAAUCUUGGUGGACGAUAUGGCCGACACGUGUGGGACUCUGGAUCUAGCUGCACAGCAAUUGGCGGAAAGCGGAGCUGAAAGGGUUCUUGCUAUCGUCACGCACGGAAUUCUGAGCCCGCCUGCCAUUGAAAGGAUAUCCAAGUCUAGUCUGGAGAAGCUGGUGGUGACCAACACUUUGCCUCAAGCUGCGAAUCGAGCCAGGUGUCCCAAGAUCGAUGAGAUCGAUAUCAGCCAUGUCCUCGCUGAGACCAUCAGACGAUCGCACCAUGGCGAAAGUGUUUCGGUGCUUUUCAACGAGAUUCCUUACGACACGACACAGCCGUACAGGCACGGCCUUGACACUCCUGGUGGAAGUCCCCCGAGGUCUGGGCUGACUGGCGAAAGCUUCCACAGCGCAUUCAAGCCUAGUCCAUACAAUGAUCCGGACCCCCCAUCUCGAGCCAAUUACUUUGCGGAUACAUCCUCUUCAGGAUCUGGCUCACUGCCCCCCACUCUUGCGGCGCUUUCGACCCAGACGCAAGCCGGUUCGUCCACCCAUCAAAUACAGCAUGCCAGUGCAGAAGGUAGAUCUACCGUCACGCCUCCUACACCCUCCGCACCACUGCCAGAAGAUGCAACCCCCAAAGCGCUGACCAACAAAGCUAGGGAGCCGAGUCCACUUACAAGGGAAUUCUCCGCCUCCUAG